AUGUCGCACGUGGCGUUCAACGUCGAGAACCCGCGAGAGGGCAAGAUUCGCGUCGAGACCAUCAACAAAAACCGGUGCAAGGUCCAUCUGGGCAUGCUUCUGGUGAGUUUCCUUUCCUGUUAUUUUUUUCAUAAACGAUUUUUUUCUGUUGAACUUGUUGCUCACAAGAAAAAAAAGAUCCAGGAGAAUUCGAUGGCAAGUUGAAAAGCUCUUUGCACUGAAACACACAGAAUCUAUAUUUUGUUCUCAUUUCCAAACAAUUCAGGCCGACAAUUCGUAUUCUGUGGAAGUACAGGUUCCACUCAGUCAUGAGUACGAGCCCAAGUCAGAGACGCUCGAGACGGAUUUCGCUUCGAUCUCAGAAAUACGUCUCAAAGAAGAUGGUUUUUCUUGUCACAUAUCAGAAUAUCUUGGAAAUCUGCGUUCCAGGCUCUGAUAGUUCAUUUUUGUCGUUCAAAAUACGGACGAAAGAGAUAGACGGGAACUAUGAAGCUGUCGUGCAUCUUAACGGGUCCUCAGAAGCGGCAAAUGUCGUUCUUCUCAUUGACUGCGUCAUAAUUGGUUAGUUUCUGAAUUCCAACGUAGUAGAAAGAACAGAGAAUUUCAAAUUUUUUUUGUUGCUGGAUUUAUUACUUUGUUAACUUGAUGUUAAAAAAGAGAACAUUUUUCCGAAUUCUGAGAUCGAUCGUAUAAUAUUUUUGGAAAGAUUUAUCCCAUUCAAUCAAUAUAAUAUUUUCAGAAAACCGCUACGGCCAUCCUUUCAUCCGCGAAGGAGUCACGGAUCUCUCACACAGAAACGCAAAAAAAAUAAAAUAG
Messenger RNA from Caenorhabditis auriculariae, 816 nucleotides. The record is from the annotation of a GenBank genome assembly. Lineage: Eukaryota; Metazoa; Nematoda; Chromadorea; Rhabditida; Rhabditidae.